This is a messenger RNA of Mollisia scopiformis, 333 nucleotides long. RefSeq lists its product as uncharacterized. Lineage: Eukaryota; Fungi; Ascomycota; Leotiomycetes; Helotiales; Mollisiaceae. Bases 1 to 333 code for a protein of 110 amino acids. The record is from RefSeq and is a predicted model, not a curated record. The transcript is spliced from 2 exons.
AUGAAUCUCAUUCAGAUCAUCCUUCACACUCUAAUCCUGGCACCCCUUACCAUCUUCGCACUCCCAACCGAUGAAGAUAGGAAAUCUGUACUCGUCAACAAGCAUAGAGAUGCUUACGUUGCUGCUCGUCAAGCAGCCACUGAUCCAGACGGACGUCUCUCUUGUAUUCCCACCAAGAAUGCGAAUGAGUGUGAGAUCCGUGUUACUCAGCAUCCGUGGGAAAAACCUACUAUUGAUAUCUACGACCCCGUAUGCAAUGAGAUCGAUGGCGGUGAAAAGGUGGUCUCCCUUGGAAGUAAGUUACUAUUCCCAUAUCCCAAACUUUGUCACUGA